UUUUUGCAUACUAAUUAACAUGGACGCCAUGGCUCAGCUGACUCAGGAAAUUAAUUUCUCGCGGCCUUCAGCAGAAGAAAUAUUUGCAGAAAUGGAUGAAUCUGUUUUGCAUCAACUCUUAUCGGAUGAUUAAUGGCUUGAUGUUCGUGGCCUUGUUAGGGACUUUGAACUGCUUCCUGCUGGGGAGUUGAAUGAGAGACUCCGGAUUUUCUAUGCAGAAGUGCGAAACACGAACGGUUUUUAAAGCAGUGAACUUCAACGGAUAUGUGGAAACAGCCCGGACUGCCGCCGAGUUGUUUCCCAGCAACAGAGAGGAUGUAAACAUACUAGACGUAGCUGCAGGAACUGGGCUUUGUGCAGGCGAGCUUUACACUCAUGGUUUUCGGAAACUAGAUGCGCUUGACCCAUCGAUGGGGAUGCUGGAUGAGGCGAGAAAGAAGGCACUGUACAACCAGUACUUCAAUGUAUCAAUGGGAGAAAACACUUUAGAUAUUGAAAGUGAUACCUACGACGCAGUAACGAUAUCAGGGAUGAGUACAGUGAUAUUGAAACAGCUACCGAUAAAAGCAUUUGAGGAGCUCAUACGAAUUGUAAAACCAGGAGGCUACAUCGUCAAUACAGCAAACAUCAAAUUGUUCCCGGAAGAUGGAGACGAGCAUGCCAAGAUAUUUAGAAGUAACAUGAAGACUUUGACUAUUCAGGGAAAAUGGGAGCAAUUUCAAUUUCGGCGUUUCAAGGAAUAUGUCGAAGGAGAAGAUGGUGUUGUUUCAACCCACAGAGUCCUAUAGAGUCCUAUGAUUACUUUAUCACAAAAAAAACGCACCUUUACUUUUGUCCAGCGUUAUCAUAACCUAUUGUCUGCAAUAGGUUUUGCAAGUGUAUGGUUAUUACCUGCUAGUUCCUGACACCCUCUACAUUUCCAGAAUUCUUUCAAGAAGAAUUUGUAAACGGUAGCCUAUUCUCACUGAAAUACAUCUCAUCUGGAGUACCCCAAGGUUCUGUCCUUAGUCAUUUUUCAUUCCCUGUAUGGAUAGACGAUUUGGCCGAUAAUCUCGUUUAUUUGCUGAUGACUGUCCAUUAGUGGAUCGUCUGUUAGAAUUAACUAUCUGGAAGAACCUUAUGUGAUGUACUGUCUUACCUCUACAACCGGUCACGUUUUUGGUUUGUAAAAUUUAAUCCCGACAAAAUAACAUUACACAAACAAUGUUACCAAACCAAAUUUUGUCCAUAACAAUAUGUGUCCUCAUCCUUCGAAUACUCAUAAACAACUCGGUGUUAUUUUAUCUCAAGUUAUGAAAUGAUCUGACCAUACUGACAGUAUUAGCAGGACUGCAUCGAAAAUAAUAUUUUCUUUGCGAAAACUAAAGUAUGUACUCGAUAGCUCAACAUUAACUGUAGUACAUUAUUGAUACAGCCUCUUCUUGAACUGUACAUUUGUAAACUCUCAUAGCCUAGAAACGAGUCAAUUGGAUGCGCGAGAAUAGUUAGUGAUCUUGCCAAAUUCGCAUCUCGAACCAGCUUAUAUAAUGAAACAGGCUGGGAAACACAAUCAAAGAGAAAUGACACACUGUACUUGAUAUAUGUUAACAUCUUGUGCACACAUCUAAGGUGUUUUUUUCGAAUGUUCUAAUUAUAAUCCCAUUACAAUUUCAUUAUAUAACAAUAUUUGAUCUGUUGGAGGGCAUUUUAUCGAUCCUAACAAUUCUCUAUGGUGAUAUUUCAUGCUUAUUAAUUAAUUUAUGUUUAAUAUUUAUGCUGAUGUCCACUGUAUGUUUAUGGAAAGAGCGUCGGAAGUCGGAAAACUUUGGCCAAAUUUGAUCUUUUAAUGUCAAUAAAAUAUGUCACAUA
Haliotis rufescens (red abalone) is the source of this 1848-nucleotide messenger RNA. RefSeq names its product methyltransferase-like protein 27. The transcript has 6 exons. Lineage: Eukaryota; Metazoa; Mollusca; Gastropoda; Lepetellida; Haliotidae. The record is from RefSeq and is a predicted model, not a curated record. Bases 192 to 788 code for a protein of 198 amino acids.